Molecule: messenger RNA, 7280 nt
Organism: Mizuhopecten yessoensis (Yesso scallop)
Lineage: Eukaryota; Metazoa; Mollusca; Bivalvia; Pectinida; Pectinidae
Product: zinc finger with UFM1-specific peptidase domain protein-like
Exons: 9
Coding region: 197-2299 (700 amino acids)
Source: RefSeq, a predicted model, not a curated record
CGUGGCGGUUAAUAAGAGAUCGUCACUGAUUGGUUUACAUUUUUCUAUUGAUUACCUAGAAUUUUUUGCUUUCACAUUAGGCCUAUCUCACAAGAAUUCAUUCAGUGAUGCUGUACUCCGUCUGUUUAUAUGGACGUACGCAUGCAGUCCAUCUGUAGCAGCACAACGCAUCGAAACGUGUAAUUAAGCUCCAGUCAUGGCGGAGGGUGGUGGAGAAAAGAUGGAUUUAGAUGAUGAUGCCCAAUUUACCUGUCUGAUCUGCGGUCAGUCUGGUAUGACUGAGGUGGAUAUGCGGGCUCACAUCAUGAUGGACCAUGUUGACCAGGAUGUGUGCUGUCCAUUCUGUGAUCUCAGUGGCAUCACCCCAAAUGAGAUGAACCUGCAUGUCAACAAGGUCCACUUAGAGGAGUACAAAAGUCCCAGUAAGGAACAUAAUAGCAAGCUCAUGGACACCUCACCUAGCACAUCUGGGGAUGAAAAAGCGGAGACAGAAUCACCUGAGAAGGAAACACAUAAAUCUAGAUCACCCAAAUCUAAAGAUUCUGGCAGCUUAUUGACAGCAAGCCCCAUUAAGAAGAAUGGGGCAACAACUAGCCAUUGUAGUAGAUCUAGUUCAUUAGAAGAUUCAGGGAAAAGGGCAAAAUUAAAUCUGGACAUAUCAUCGCCAGUCCAGAUAAUGUUGCCAAGACAGAGCUCUGUGGAAGGUCCUUCAGGUGCUGGGCUGACAACACUGUCUAUACCAGCCUUUGGGCGACCUGACCUGCAAGGAAUCCGUGCCUCUCUACAACCCAGACGAGCAGAAAUGCUCUUGGUGCCCGACAUCAACUACAAUGUAGAACCUGAUAUCAACUCCAAUGUCCCUAUGGAGUUUUCUUGUCCACUUUGUCAGUUCAGCACACCAUCCGAGGGUGACAUUCAAACACAUGUCAAUCGGGACCAUGUUGAUAUUCUUAGUCCGUGUAGACCCAGGGAUCCACAGGAAAAUAAUGAAAACCAAAACGGUGGUUCCAGAUAUAUUAUGGACUCAGCUAAAAUGAUGGAGUAUGCUUGUCCUUUUUGUGAUUUGACUUUGAGAUCAUCUGAUGAUCUACAGAUUCAUGUAAAUUCCAAGCAUUUAGAUAUACUAAGUCCUGACAGAGUGAACACAGAGAAUGGUGGACGUGGUAGCAUGUCAAGCUCAGCUGAUAUGUCGGAUUGUGUCACUUGUCCAGUCUGUGAUCAGGAGUUCAACGACCUGAUGAUACUAGAAAUGCAUGUCAAUGGUCACUUCUCUGCAGAACAGACACCAGCUGAGGAAAUCAAUGACCAGGCCCUGGCAGCAGAGCUAGGGAAAUCAGAGCAGGAGGAGAAGAAGAGGGAGAUGAGGGAGUUCCAGGCAUUGCAGGCAAUGUAUGGUAUGGCUGGUGGAACAAAUUACAAGAAACAAUACGAGAAGAACUUGGAGAAGGCUGUUGCCAAGGGAGAUUUGUCUGUCACAGAAUUCCACAUGAGGAAAGCUAACCUCAGAGGUCGUGACCUCAAUGGAGUUGAUGAUGGCCACUCCUGUACUAAAGGUUUAAUAGGCCAUCUGGAGGAGUACUACAAGACAUCUACCACCAGUGUUGUGGACUACCAUCUGUGUAACUCAGUCGAGCAUUUCUGUGCAUCUUACGGUGACAAGGGCUGGGGGUGUGGCUACAGAAACUUCCAGAUGCUCCUCUCUGCAAUGGCAGCUAACCCCACCUACUGUAAAAUACUGUUCAACUCAAAUAAAGCCCAGAUCCCUUCGCUACCCAAGAUACAGCGACUGAUAGAGGCAGCCUGGGAGAAGGGGUUUGACAAGCAGGGCUGUGAACAGCUAGGUGGACAUGUUGUGGACACCACUAAGUGGAUAGGGGCCACAGAAAUCGCCGCUACUCUUCUCUCCCUCAAAGUCAGGUGUCAGUUACUAGAUUUCCACAACCCGUCUGGUCCUCAGGGGACACACCCUAAACUUUUCCAGUGGGUUAAAGACUACUUCUGUCAGCCAUCUCCGGUCAAACUUCCUCUAUACUUGCAGCACCAAGGUCACAGUCGAACGAUAGUAGGCGUCGAAGAGUUAAAGGAUGGAGUUAUACGUCUGCUGAUCUUUGAUCCAAGCACCUCAAAGAAACAGAUGCAGCUGUUCAAUGGCUUCAUAAACUCCAACAUCAUGAGGAUAGUUAGAAGAAGUAUCCAUGGACUGAAGGCCAAACAGUACCAGAUAGUGGCAGUCACAGGGAUGCUGGAGGAUAAGGCAUACGAGGAACACAAGGUGCUGAAAUCAGAGAGGAUAAGUUGACCACUAUCUGAUAGCUAAUGUGAUACCAAUCGUCAGGCUGUGAUUGUGUGCUGGGAAAGUCCUGCCUUGCUACCCCCCAUCUACGACCUCAUUGUUAUACCCCUGUCAUGGAGUGGUAAAGACGGCCAUUUUCGUGUAAUUUACCCAUGUCUUUAAAGCAAAUUUUAAGUCACAAAAAUUGUUCUAUUUAGCCAUAUAAAGAAAUAGAUAAUAUGUGUAUUCAGAUUUUCUUUUACUCUAAUGUUAUAAAGUGGUUAUUCAGCUUGAUGCUUUAAAAAUUGUUUUGUUUACCUUAGAGUCAUGUACACAGCAUUAUCAGGAGAUUCAACGCAAGAACUCUCAACACCAAAUGGAAAUUUCAUAUUUCAAGGGGGUACUCAUAUAUAUAUUGAAGUAAUUCAGCCAUAAACGGACAGUUAUUUGAAGCUAAAACAAAAUUUAUCAAAAACUCUCAAGUUGUAUGAGCUUGUAAAUAUAUUUGCACUCACCCCUAAUCCUAACCCUAACUAAUUUUCUUAAUGGUUUAAAUUAGUAUAUUGACCUUCCCUAACAGGUAGUAUACAAAAAAUAUACGAUACAUUCUGUAUUUAAAAACUGCUCUUAGAUUUUAGCACCGACAUUAGUGUAAAAUUGCUAAUAAAACAAAACCUUCAAAAUCUAGAGUUUUAUUAUGGUUUUUUUUUCCAUUUUUAUUUACAAACAUUGAUUGGAACUAAUAAGAAUAGCGUUUUUUUAAAGAAAACCUCUAGAAGUUCAUAUUACUCAUCUGUAAAAGUUGAUUUCUUGUUUGACACUUCAAACUGUUUGCAAUGUGAAAAUGUAGAUGUUAACAGUGCUGCUGCAAUUUGUAUUUCAUAAUGUGUCCAUAUAUUUGUGCAGGCAUAUGUUUAUUCUAAUACAGUUAGGUGACAGCAAACGUUUUUGGAAAUUCCACUUUUGCAGUAGUGUAAUUUUUCUGAUGGUUUAAUUGUGACCCUGAAUUAUUAUUAGGAUUGAAAUUGAACAAGUAAUGGUGUUGUUUUUUUCAAUUUUGUCUGAUGAAUAUGUUGAUAAUGAUGACACUGAAAUGGUUGUGGUCUGACCUUUUUAUAUGUUACGACAAGUUAAAUGGCAGCCUCUUGCAUAUAUGGAUCUCCUUUUAGAAUUAAUUGUUGUAGAAGUUGAAAAAUAAAUUCUUAGAUUUAGCAAUUAGGUGAAUUCUUCCCUGUACAUACAGACAUACAGAACCAAAGUAGUUUAUGAUGGACAAUGGCCGGGGUUACAAUCCCCAGGAUCGUACAGACUGUCCUAUAUGAUGGACAAUGGCCGGGGUUACAAUCCCCAAGAUCCAACACGUAGAAGACUGUCCUAUAUGAUGACUCAAAUAAAUAUCAACAGGAGAAACUACCAAAAUCUUGUGUGGUGCCAUCAGUCAAACCGAGGCGUGGUGCCAAUUUGGAUCAAUCCGAACACUUGUGUGGACUUGUGUCAGUCAAACUGGGAAUGGACAUUUUGGAUCAAUUCACACUUGUCCACCACCAGUACUGUGGUUUUAAUUAGUUUGCCAUUAUAAUUUCCCCAAAUACUGUGGUGUAAUUUUUAUAAAUAUUAAAUUUUUGAAAGUGUGAACAUACCUCUGGUAUCACCGAUAUAAAGACUUUUAAGGAAUGGAAUGGAUGGCCAGCUUGUUUUCUUAUAGAAAUUUAUUAAUAUUAAAGUUUGGCUUGCUCAAUGUUAUUUCCCUGUGAUACGAUUACUUUAUCUACAUGUAUAGCAUUAUACUGAUUAUUGUAUAUAUAUUUAUAUUAUGUGUAUUAUAAAUGAUGUAUUACUAUGAUUUAUAAUAUUCUAGUAAUCAUAUAUGGUACAUGACUUUAUGUAACCACUAUACAGGGUAGUUGUUAUUAUAUACAUAAUAUAAAUAUACAACAGCGUAUGUAGAUUAUGUAUUAAAUGUAAAUAAUUGAAGUUUAUGUACACAUAUUUGUACAUCAUACAUUGUAAAUUAUGUACUAUAACUAGUGUUAAACAAGUACAUCAACACCACUUAUUAAAUGCUUGUCUCCUUUUAAUACAGGUUGGAUUCUAUACAAGUACAUUCUAUUCUAUAUUCUGAAGAUUCUGAACUGAUAAUAAGAAAGUCCUAUUUAUGACCAAUUAAUUUGUUCAAAGUUUGGAGUUAUUCAAAAUACCAAAACUGUGUGUGUGUAGGUUGAAGGAUUAUGCUAAUACAACUUUGAAAUAUAAUUUUGAAAUUUUCCAUGGAUAGACAGCAAAAACAAAAUACAAAAAGGUCGUAAGUGACAUAAAUUAAAUACAAAAAAGGUAAGUGACAUGACAUUCUAGCUCUAACAUUUGACAAAACAUUAGUUCAUUUAUGGAAAAAUCUUUAAAGGUUGCAACACUUCAGUUUUGACAUUUGACGAAAAAUUUAGUUACUUUCUCAUUCCAGAAUCUCCCAUGACUAGCUCCCCUUCUUCCCUCCAAACAACCCCCAUUUCCUACACCCAACCACACACUACUCCCAUAGUUAUAUAUGAUCAUCAUAUAGCUAAUCUAGGCCAAAACGUUUGUACUAAAUGUUUUCUCAUUCUGGUAAUGUUGAACAUUUGAUCAACACUACAAAGUUUGUUAUUUAAUAAUAGAUAUAUGCAAUAAAUUCUAGUCGGUAGAUAAUUAUGAUUUUAAUUAAACUUGAAUGGUAUGAUGUAGGGAUGAACAAUUCACUGAUGCUAUCAAGGAAAUAUUCCUGAUGACAUAGCACGGUAAUACAGGAACGGGGAAGCAUGAUGGCCAUGACUAGUGAGACAGAAACAGGGAAGCAUGAUGGCCAUGUCUAGUGAGACAGAAACAGCGAAGCAUGAUGGCCAUGUCUAGUAAGCUCUUAGUUUGUACGAGCUAUAAUAUAUAUUGAAAGAACUCAUUGAGUGAGAAAUCUUUUUUUUAUCCAAAGAUAGUUUUAUUGCACCUUUAAAAACUCAUAGCAUAUAGUAUAUAGACAGUGUUAUAUGGGACUGUGUCUAUACCAUUAAGUCUCACUGUCUGACUUACAAGAAUUUAGAACUUGAAGUAUGAAAUUAAUUGUAAAAGCCUUAUUCAGCUUAAUGACAUGCAAUUAAUUGUUCAGCUUAUUUAUUUAUUUUUAAAGAAAAUUUCCAUUAAAUUACUGGUAAUGUAUUCCCAGUAAUUAUUUGAUGGUUAUAAUUUUGAAUAACAGAAUAUGGAAGUUUCUUAAAUUAAAAGAAAAAUUGUUUAGUUGGCAAUUUUGAAUUAUAGAACUUGGAAAUUUCUUAAAAUUACAAAAAUUAAACAUCUAAUUGUUAAUUUAUUCUUUAACAUAUUCAUCUUGAAGAGAUCAAAUUGUGACAGAAGUUAGACGCAGGCUGAUAAUUGUAACAGAGCAGGAUGGAUAUAGUAAAGCAACUUUUUCCGUUAGCGGAAACCAAUCCAUCCUGAACAUCCUGGACUGUUUAUCUACACCUAUAAAUGUGGUGUCAUUACACUGUUACAUCAGAAUCCAACAAAUCCAUUUGGUAAUGAUGGUACAGCUUUGUUAGCAUUACAUUAGUGUUAGAUCUCAGUCGACUGGAGUUUAUGGUAGUCGGGCAAAUCGUAGAGCUUUUCCCUUCUUAUAGUUAUGCCAUGUGUUACCUGGGAUAAGCCAUGCCCAUCCACUUGUAAAGUGAAUCUGAUUUCACAGGCGAGAGUCAGAUAGGGAAUUAUACCAUUUCUACUUAUAAGACCAAUUUUGUAAUGUUUAAUAAGCCCAGUGUUGGUUGCUGUCCUGUUUUUAAGGACUGCGCCCAUGCACCAAGUGUGCAUUGUAACCAUGAUUUUAAGUACCCAAGCUUAAAUUUAAUGCCAUGUUUGAAGAUCUGUUUUGUGAUAUGUAUAUUUGCCUUGUUUCCAAUUUAAUAUUACUUUGUUUAAAUUUGUGUUCAUAGAUAUUAUAUAUACACAUGUACACAUUGUUAUUCUGUAUGUUCAUUGCGUUGAUUGUUAUUAUUCUAUCUUGUCCAAUCUUAUUAAUUUUUUGAAGUAUUAUGCAUGGUGAAAUACUGUUUGUAAACAGGACCAAAGUCUUAUGGCCAUCAAUGUAAACAGGUGUGAAGGUUUGUACAGUGUGCAGUGUGAAGGAGGGAUCAUGUUAAGAUGGCAAUAUUUACUUUGUCAAAUUUAAAUCUGAUGACAUGUUUAAUUGAAAUCUGUGCAGGUUUUAGUGCUGUUUUUUCCCAAUUCACACCCUUAGUUUUUCAGGGUCAAAUUUUUGUAAUUUUGUUUCUGUAAUUAAUUUUGCUGGGGCAUUAAGUUUUAUGCAAAAAAAUAAUUAGUCUCACCAGGUUUACAUUUUACAUAUUUUUACAGGCUGUGAAUAUUGGAAAAUAUAUCUUCCAUGAAAUACUAGUGCCAUACAAAUAACUAAAUCAAUGAUGUUACAAUUAAAUAAAUACAAAAACAUUUAGGUGAGUUCAUUGUAAACAUCCAAAACAGCCAUCAUAAGUGAAUAUGUUAAAAUAUCUAGAGUUAUUGAUGACAAGAUCAAUAUGAAAAACAUAAUGUGACAUAUCCUUUGACUGACACUAUAAUGUUAUUCUUGUGUUGUUUGGAUUGAUGUAAAAGCCCAAAUCAUUUAUAUUUAGUUUACAUACUUGGUAUAAAUUCUUGCCAAAACUUUUGCCAGAAAACCUCACAUAAAAACUAGCAAACGUGCAUUUUAGUAAAAGUAAUAAAAACUGCUUCAAUUAUAACCAAUCAAUUGUAUUUCAUUGAUCAAUUAACUGUAAGUUUUUUCUUCAAUAUAUGCAAUAUAUUUGAUGAAAAUCGGCAAGUCCUCCAUUUAUGAAGCGUUGAUCUCAACAUGUAUUACACAGCUGUAGAUUGCCUCUUGCAACAGUUAGCUUGGUUGUUCAAUUUCUCAUCACUUUAUGCUACACUUUAGAAUGUUUGCACUACUUUAACAUUUAAAGGUCAUGACUUUGAAUUAAAGUGCUGUAACAAUCAC